AUGUCAUCUCCAUGGCCAUACGAAUUCAUAUCCCUUUCUGAAGAGGACAAGCUGCAUCGCCGAGAGCUACUCGAUAUCCGGGGCCAGUAUGCACAAUGGUCAAUCCUUCUAGCUAUUUUCGUUGUCAAAAUCUUCUACGGUUUGACCACAAUCAACGCAAACAACCUUUCAAAGAAAGCCGCCAGUAAGUGGGACCAACCACUUGUCGCUGGAUGGGCAGAGACCCGACGACAGUAUCUUGUUUGCGGGCUCUGGCUAUCAUGGUUAUUGGGUCUUGCGGUAUGGAACAGUGGGGAAGACUAUCUUCAUCUAACCAAAGCCUUGGGUCACGUGGGCCUGUCCCAACUACCGUUGCAGGUUCUCAUGUCUCCAGCGGCCUAUAUCUCAUCCAAACCGACAGCUUCGUCUGUCCUUUCCAUCCUGACUGGCAUUCCUCAACCAUCUUUGACGCCUUACCACCGUCUCUUUGGCCGGAUAGUCAUCUCGCCUCUCCUGCUGACCCAUGCUACACUUUACAUGCUGUUUUUCGUGCAAUCCAGCCAUCCGGAAUUCGGAACCUUGCUUGCUAAGCGGGUUCAGGACUUGGAUGUCCAAUGCGGUAUGGUUGCGAUAUUCUCGGCGGUGCUGCUCUUUCUCUUUUCGCGGCCUAGGGGCAUUGCGAAAAGCAGUGGGAUACAGUCUUGGCUGGUACAGGGCUCGCUGCAAGAGCGCAGGCGUAUGUUCUACUUCGGUCAUGUUUCUUUGGUGAUACUUUUGGGGGUUGCGGCAUUCUUCCAUGUGAAGCAGGCCCAGAGAUACGUGAUGCAGACUCUGUGGGCUUCUGUGCUUAAUGGGGUGUGUUCUUGGGUUAUUGUAAAGUAUUCGUGA
Penicillium soppii is the source of this 867-nucleotide messenger RNA. Its product is annotated as ferric reductase-like transmembrane domain-containing protein. NCBI's taxonomy places the organism in Eukaryota, Fungi, Ascomycota, Eurotiomycetes, Eurotiales, Aspergillaceae. The coding region runs from base 1 to 867 and encodes 288 amino acids. The record is from RefSeq and is a predicted model, not a curated record. The transcript has 2 exons.